CAAUCAGAGCGCUGGACUGAGACCUGCCCAAUCAGGCGCGCAGCCGGAGAGGAGGGGGCGGCAUCCGGGAUCUAGUGCGGCCUUGGCCUCUUGCUUCAGCCAGAGCGGGGUUAGGGCGUCACGGUCCUGCUUUCCCCUCUCAGGGAGGCCUCGGUGAUUCCUCCACAGCCUCAGCCUCCGUCGCUCUGUGACCAGCGGGUAUUGGAUGAUUCUAGCUAAGACUUCGCGACACCCUCGAAACCCUGAAAUGGAACCCUUAACAUUCAGGGAUGUGGCCAUAGAAUUCUCUCCAGAAGAGUGGAAAUGCCUAGACCCCGCCCAACAGAAUCUGUAUAGAGAUGUGAUGUUGGAGAACUACAGAAACCUGGUCUCCCUGGCUAUGUGUUCUCAUUUCACCCAAGACUUUUUGCCAGUGCAGGGGAUAGAAGAUUCAUUCCACAAAUGUAUACUGAGAAGAUAUGAAAAAUGUGGGCAUGAGAAUUUACAAUUAAGGAAUGGCUGUAAAAGUAUGAAUGUGUGUAAAGUGCAGAAAGGAGGUUAUAAUGGAAUUAAUCAAUGCUUGCCAAAUACCCAGAGCAAAAUAUUUCAAUGUAAUGCAGGUGUCAAAGUUUUUAGUAAAUUUGCAAAUUCAAACAAAGACAAGACAAGACAUACUGGAGAGAAACACUUCAAAUGUAACCAAUACGGCAAGUCAUUUCAGAAGUUCUCAGACAUAACUCAACAUAAAGGAAUUCAUGCUGGAGAGAAACCCUACACAUGUGAAGAAUGUGGCAAAGACUUUGGAUGGUCCAUAGCCCUGAAUCAACACAAGAAAAUUCAUACUGGAGAGAAACCUUACAAAUGUGAAGAGUGUGGCAAAGCCUUUAGUAGGUCAAGAAACCUUGCUGCACAUAACAGAAUUUACACCGGAGAGAAACCCUACACAUGUGAAGAUCGUGGCAGAGCCUUCGGAUGGUCCACAAACCUGAAUGAAUAUAAAAAAAUUCAUACUGGAGAUAAACCCUACAAAUAUAAAGAAUGUGGGGAAGUGUUUAAACAGUCCUCACACCUGAAUACACAUGAGAAAAUUCAUACUAGAAAGAAACCCGUCAAAUGUGAGGAAUGUGGCAAAGUCAUUACCUCAUCAUCAAGCUUUGCUCAACAUAAGAGGAUACAUACAGGUGAGAAACCCUUCAAAUGUUUAGAAUGUGGUAAAGCCUUUAAUAGUUCCACAAUCCUUACUAAACAUAGGAGAAUUCAUACUGGAGAGAAACCCUACACAUGUGAAGAAUGUGGCAAAGCCUUUAGACAGUCUGCAAUCCUUUAUGUACAUAGGAGAAUUCAUACUGGAGAGAAACCCUACACAUGUGAAGAAUGUGGCAAAGCCUUUAGACAGUCUGCAAACCUUUCUGCACAUAGGAGAAUUCAUACUGGAGAGAAACCUUACAAAUGUGAAGAGUGUGGCAAAGCCUUUGGACAGUACACAGACCUGAAUCGACAUAAGAACAUUCAUACUCGAGAGAAACCUUACAAAUGUGAAGAGUGUGGCCAACACUUUGCAUGGCGCACAGCCCUGAAUCAACACAAGAAAAUUCAUACUGGAGAGAAACCUUACAAAUGUGAAGACAGUGGCAAAGCCUAUGCCCCACCAACAGACCUGAAUCAACACAAGAAAAUUCUUACUGGAGAGAAACCUUACAAAUGUGAAGAGUGUGGCAAAGCCUUUGGUCGGUCCACAGCCCUGAAUCAACACAAGAAAAUUCAUGCUGGAGAGAAACCUUACAAAUGUGAAGAGAGUGGCAAAGCCACUGCGAGAGAAACCCUACACAUUGAAAGUACAAAAAUUCAUUACAGAAAGAAACCGUUCAAAUGUAAUGGAAUAUGCUGCAAAGCCUUUAGAACAGUCUGCAUCCUUUAUGUACAUAGCGAGGAAUUCAUACUGGGAGAAAACCUACACAUGUGGAAGAAUGGCGGAACAAAACCUUUAACAGUCUGCAAACCCUAUAUGCCACAUUAG
Messenger RNA from Cercocebus atys (sooty mangabey), 1996 nucleotides. RefSeq names its product zinc finger protein 721-like. The coding region runs from base 206 to 1996 and encodes 596 amino acids. The transcript is spliced from 6 exons. Lineage: Eukaryota; Metazoa; Chordata; Mammalia; Primates; Cercopithecidae. The record is from RefSeq and is a predicted model, not a curated record. Gene Ontology annotation, biological process: regulation of DNA-templated transcription.